Messenger RNA from Topomyia yanbarensis, 1375 nucleotides. RefSeq names its product pro-interleukin-16-like. The record is from RefSeq and is a predicted model, not a curated record. The transcript has 3 exons. NCBI's taxonomy places the organism in Eukaryota, Metazoa, Arthropoda, Insecta, Diptera, Culicidae. Gene Ontology annotation, molecular function: protein binding. Bases 1 to 573 code for a protein of 190 amino acids.
AUGACUAACCUCGGGUAUCGUUACCAUACUGGCAAUAACGGAAUUUCCGACAACUCACAGAAAUCCCCCGCCUCAACGGACGGGAUCACAAAACCAUCCUCGGUCUCCUUCUCUAAAUCGCAGGAUAACCACCAGCUGCACAAUUUCGGGAAUUCUGCUCCAACGGAGGAGGACGAAGACCUUGAUGAGGAUGAAAUUGAGGAGAGUAAAUUUUGCACUCUACCACGGAGCGGACCCAAUGCAUUCACCAUCCGACAAGCUCGAUUUGUCAAAGGAAACGGUGCAAAGGCUCUCGGCUUUUCUAUCGUCGGCGGAAAAGACUCCCCCAAAGGAUCGAUGGGAAUCUAUGUGAAAACCAUUUAUCCGAAUGGGCAGGCUGCCGAUAAAGGAACCCUACUGGAAGGGGACGAAAUUCUUUCGGUGAAUGGGAAAGCAUUCCAAGGAUUGUCACACCAGGAGGCGAUCAAUGUGUUCAAAUCGAUCAAAACUGGAGAGGUGGUUAUACUAAUUGGACGGCGCAAUAAUCGAAGAAAGUUGGAUACACCGUCUCCUCAGGGAGUUCCCCAGGCGUGAUCGACCUGGUUGUAACAAGGUGAAGCGAUGUUGACGGUUAGCCGCUUAAGAAACGUACUAUCGAUUUGCGUGUAGAUUACAGUAAGCGGUUUUUCUUAAAAUUGGAUUUCUAAACAAACAUUGCAAUUAUUAGUCAUAGAUAACAUUCAAUGCAAGCAUAUUAUCUACACUUACAUUAACGAAAAAAUCACUUGCUAUUUAAACACCUUAUUCGGCUUUGUUGUAAUCGCAAUAUCAAAAUAUGGAUAUGAAAGCCCAAAAACUUAUAGACUUCUAUGAAAAUAGAAAGUUUACCUUUCUUGUAUCCUAAUCAGUACACAAUAGAAUUAACUGCGACAGCUACAUUAGACAGUAUACAUACAGGAUUGAUAAGUUUAUUUUGUUAAAUGAUGAUUGUAUAAACAUUUAAUCAGGAUUGGCACUAAUUAUCAGGUAGUUUUUUGUGGAAUUCUUAACUCACUGGUACUGAAUUCCAUAUACGAGCCGAUUAGCAUCUUUGAACUUGUAAAACUAAUGCACACCUAGUCUAUUAAACGUGAAUGAAAUGUUUGUGCAAAUUCAAUUGUGAAUUUUGUGAGCUCGGUUUUCUUAACAAUACCAAAGGAUUGUCAUCAAAUGUUUGAGAUCAAAUAUUAUUUUCCACUACAUUUUUGUUAAAUAUUUUGUACAUUCUAUCUUCAAUUGAAGAUAUCGUUAAGAAUCAUGAUUUUAAGUCUCCAUAUAUUUACACACCAUAAUAAAGUGAAUAUGAUAAACACGUUUAUGAACAAGUCAUUUCGAACGAAAAAUAAAUCUUUUCCCU